AUGGCUAAUUUCACAAUGAGUGGGUUUCUUCUGAUGGGAUUUUCUGCCAAACCUGAGGUAGAAAUCUUACUUGCUUCUCUGUUCUUAGUCAUAUACUUUGUGACUUUAACUGGCAACAUCCUCAUUAUCACCACAACUUCCAUGGACAAUAGUCUCCAGUCACCUAUGUUUUUCUUCCUGAAACACCUCUCCUUACUGGAUCUGUGCUACAUUUCUGUGACUGUGCCAAGGUACAUUUAUAACUCUUUCAUGCAGAAUGGCUACAUUUCCCUCUGGGAAUGCAUAGUGCAGUGUUUUGUUUUCAUUCUCUGUGGUUUUGCUGAGCUGUCCAUGCUCACAGUGAUGUCUUACGAUCGCUACAUUGCCAUUUGCUUUCCACUGCGCUACGAGAUCAUCAUGGAUGUCAGCAAAUGUGUUCACAGUGUCUUUGGCGUCUGGAUCAGUGGGGUCAUUUCUGGAGUCAUGCACACAACUGCCACUUUCUCGAUACACUUCUGUGGUUCCCAUAUCAUUCACCAGUACUUCUGCGACAUCCCCCAACUCCUGAAACUCUCCUGUUCUAAUGAGUACAUCAGAGAGGUGGGGGUCACUGUCUUCUUGUCUCUAGUGGCCUUUCUUUGCAUUGCCUUUAUUGGAGUGUCCUACACAAAGAUAUUCUCCACUGUGCUGAGGAUGCCAUCUGCUGAGGGCAGAGCUAAGGCCUUUUCCACUUGCCUUCCCCACCUUGCUGUGGUCAUAUUGUUUAGUACAACCAGUGUAUUUGAGUUUCUCAAGCCACCUUCUGCCUCUCCAAGUGCACUGGACAUUUUGCUGACUAUUAUGUACACAAUUGUGCCCCCAACAUUCAACCCAAUGAUCUACAGCCUGAGAAAUCAAGCCAUGAAGGCAGCUUUAAGAAAGGUUUUCCAAAGAAGACAAGCCUGA
Talpa occidentalis (Iberian mole) is the source of this 924-nucleotide messenger RNA. RefSeq names its product olfactory receptor 14J1-like. The transcript has a single exon. Bases 1 to 924 code for a protein of 307 amino acids. Gene Ontology annotation, cellular component: membrane. Gene Ontology annotation, biological process: G protein-coupled receptor signaling pathway. NCBI's taxonomy places the organism in Eukaryota, Metazoa, Chordata, Mammalia, Eulipotyphla, Talpidae. Gene Ontology annotation, molecular function: odorant binding; G protein-coupled receptor activity; olfactory receptor activity. The record is from RefSeq and is a predicted model, not a curated record.